AUGUCUGCUGAAGAAAUUAUCAAUCAACUGCAAAAUUUGACUGUAGAAGAUAGCAAAUUCGACCUUGCAGAUGGCCACGGAUUUAGUACGUGUUAUGUCUACGAUAAAGAUAUGAAGAAACAUCAAAAUCUUUAUGAUAGAAGCCAUCCAGAAGUGCCAGAUAGAAUAUCUCGUAUUUACGAUAAAUGUCAAGAAUAUGAAUUAUUAAAAAAGUGUAAACGAUUACCGUCUAGGGUAGCGACUGAUGAGGAACUCUUAAUAAUGCAUAGUCAAAAUCUAAUUGAUACAUUAAGAGCCACUCAGACUAUGAAAAGUAGAGAUCUUUCCAAAUACGCCGAUUCUUUAGAUUCUAUAUACUUACAUCCGAGCUCUUUUGAAUGCGCUAAAUUGGCUGCAGGAUGUACGUUAGCAGUCAUAGAGGAAGUAGCUAGUGGAAAAUCAUUGAAUGGAAUAGGAAUUGUGCGGCCUCCAGGGCACCACGGAUUUCAUGAUAUUUGCUCUGGUUUCUGUCUCUUUAACAAUGUAGCAAUUGCUGCUAAAAAAGUUCAAUCUUAUCCAAAUAUUGAUAGAAUUCUAAUUGUUGAUUGGGAUGUACAUCACGGAAAUGGCACACAAUCAUUAUUUUAUAAAGAUCCUAGCGUCCUUUACUAUUCCAUUCAUCGCUACGAUCACGCUGAAUUUUAUCCUUUCAUGGAAGAUGCAAAUUAUGAUAGAGCUGGGGAGGAGGCAGGCGAAGGAUUUAAUAUUAAUGUUGCAUGGAAUAAGUUCAAUCCAGAUCUAGUUAUUGUAUCGGCUGGAUUUGAUUCGGCACGAGGAGAUCCCAAGGGCCUAUGUAAUGUCACUCCGGAAGGGUUCGCACAUUUAACGAAACUAUUGAUGAAUCUUGCCAAUGGUCGCUUGGCAUUAAUACUAGAGGGUGGAUACAAUCUCACUUCUAAUGCAGAAUCAAUGGCUGCGUGUUUACGAGUACUACUUGGAGAGUCAUGCCCGCCGUUAGAAGAGGCUGCUAUUCCAUGCCAAAGUGCCCUCGAAUCGAUCAGUAAUACGCUAAAGACUCACUCCAAAUACUGGAAGUCACUGAGAUUACCAGCUUUCACGACUGACGAUACUCAAAAACGAGAAAGCGAGACUGAAAAAAUGAAACCAGCAGAAAAAAGACCAACGACUAGUUCAGACACUCAAAAACGAGAAAGCGAGACUGAAAAAAUGAAACCAGUAGAAAAAAGACCAACGACUAGUUCAAAAAAAAAGAACAAAGCUCGUGUGCAACACAAGGAAGCGACUGAUGAACCAACGUAA
Trichoplax adhaerens is the source of this 1299-nucleotide messenger RNA. RefSeq lists its product as uncharacterized. Bases 1 to 1299 code for a protein of 432 amino acids. Gene Ontology annotation, molecular function: histone deacetylase activity. Gene Ontology annotation, cellular component: histone deacetylase complex. The record is from RefSeq and is a predicted model, not a curated record. Lineage: Eukaryota; Metazoa; Placozoa; Uniplacotomia; Trichoplacea; Trichoplacidae. The transcript is spliced from 16 exons. Gene Ontology annotation, biological process: chromatin organization.